AUGACCACCAUCACCAUCUCCACCACCAUCACCGCCUUCAUCGCAUUCACCACCACUAUCGCCAUCACCACCACCAUCAGCAUCAUCACUACGACCACCAGCACCAUCAUCACCAUUGCCAUUAUCACCACCACCACAUCGCCAUCCCUACCACCGUCACAACCAUCACCUCCACCAUCACCAUCCCUACUAUCACCACCAUCAUCAUCACCACCACAAACACCCCCACCCGUUUUCUCACCAGCUUGGGCUUUAGCCACUAAUUGUAACAUCUCGGCGGUCCAGAAAAAAGUGAGGAAAUACCAUCUGCGGAGGGAAGGGUACACGCUGAAGGUGAACGUGAAUGAUUACCUGGACAUCUACUGUCCUCAUUACAACGUGAGCCAGCGGGGCGUGGCCGAGCAGUACGUGCUGUACAUGGUGAGCUACCGUGGCUACCGCACGUGCGACCCUCAGCUCGGCUUCAAGCGCUGGGAGUGCAACCGUCCGCACGCGCCACACGCGCCCAUCAAGUUCUCCGAGAAGUUUCAGCGCUACAGCGCCUUCUCGCUCGGCUACGAAUUCCACGUGGGCCACGAGUAUUACUACAUCUCCACGCCCACUCAUCACCAUGGCCGCAGCUGCCUGAGACUGAGAGUGUACGUCUGCUGUUCAACAGCAGAUACAGAGGAUGAAGCACAGCCUACAGAGCCAGAUUACACUCUAAGACCUAACAUGAAAAUGGAUGACCCCGAUGAUUAUGACAACCCCGAGGUCCCAAAACUGGAGAAGAGCAUCAGUGGCAGCAGUCCAUCCAGGGAACAUCUCCUCCUCACAGUAGCCACGCUCUUCCUCAUUGCCCUCUCCAUCUCCUAGCACUCGCCUGCAGGAAGUGGUCAUGCCGCCGAAGCCUAGAGGACUGCAGGGGCGGGAUGUGGAUGUGAGGAAGAUGAGGACGAUGGAAGGACAAGCGUUUAAAAACCAGGAGAGGAACGGAACAGCGGGAACAGGACUAGCGAGACGCUAAGGCCUUCUUCUGUUCUACAUGAGUGGAACAUGACUUUACAAUGACAACUUUGCCAAUCAGCUCGAUCCAUGCUGUCUGAAAGCGUCCGUGUGUGUGUGUGUGUGUGUGUGUGUGUGUGUGUGUGUAGCUGAGCGACUGUUCACACACAUGCUGUUUGCAAAUCAUUCGAGCGAAUUCCUCCUCUCAGUUUAAUUAUUUACUUUACUAACUAAUGAAUGGCCGCUUAGCGAUGAAGUCGAAUUGAUGCUGAAGAUGAAUGAUGCAUUAACAUUCAAGUCAUUAUGGAUCAUUAACAUAAAACUUGUUUAUGUAAAACAAGGCUGUGGUAAAUGAUACGUGUGCAUCUUAAGCAGCACCUAAAGAGCUUCACUGUCGAUUCAGUUCAGCGUCCAUCUCUCUCUCUCUCUCUCUCUCUCUCUCUCUCUCUCUCUCUCUCUCUCUCUCUCUCUCUCUCUCCAUAUCUCUCUCUCUCUUCGUCU
Tachysurus fulvidraco (yellow catfish) is the source of this 1485-nucleotide messenger RNA. RefSeq names its product ephrin-A3b (gene efna3b). Gene Ontology annotation, biological process: axon guidance; ephrin receptor signaling pathway. The coding region runs from base 1 to 855 and encodes 284 amino acids. Gene Ontology annotation, molecular function: ephrin receptor binding. Gene Ontology annotation, cellular component: plasma membrane. The record is from RefSeq and is a predicted model, not a curated record. The transcript is spliced from 6 exons. NCBI's taxonomy places the organism in Eukaryota, Metazoa, Chordata, Actinopteri, Siluriformes, Bagridae.